This is a messenger RNA of Pseudogymnoascus destructans, 789 nucleotides long. RefSeq lists its product as uncharacterized. The transcript has 2 exons. The record is from RefSeq and is a predicted model, not a curated record. Gene Ontology annotation, molecular function: nucleic acid binding; zinc ion binding. The coding region runs from base 1 to 789 and encodes 262 amino acids. Lineage: Eukaryota; Fungi; Ascomycota; Leotiomycetes; Thelebolales; Thelebolaceae.
AUGAGGAAAAUGACCUCAAACAUCCCCCAAGACAAUGAUGGUCAACCGUCACGAAUGUCAACGAGACAAACCACCGCUGCAGCUACGACCGCUGCACCCACCGAUGACAUACCGGAUCGAAUGGCAAACCUCGAGAUCCAGAUGCAAGAGAUCAAGGAAAUGAUAGCCAACCUAGUGGCAACCCAGACCAGAAUACCGUCCACGCCACAGGUGGACACCGUCGAAGUUGAGGAGCGACGAACUUCCCCUAUGCGAAACACCCCCGAGACAGUUCAGUUGCCGCCUCUUCGAAACACUCGUUCUCCAUCGAUUCCGAGGAUGUAUUCCGAAGACCCUCCAAAUCGCUACAAGAAAUCCACCAUCUCUGAGAAGAUUACGCCGCUCAGCGAUGGGAUAGAACAUACCUUUAUGCAAUGGAGCGCGUCCAUUCGGGACCGCCUCGUAGUCAAUGAGGAUCACUACCCUACCGACGUCUCGAGAAGAGCGUUGAUAUGGGGGACUACGACUGGCGUGGCAAAGAAAGACCGCGAAGCCCCUGAGGACCCGCUCAGGACUCCUUUUACGCCCACGGCCCCCAAGCCGGACAUUACAGGCCGCGUGCGGACCGCCGUGCCGGCUACGUCCGGGAACUGUUUCAAGUGCGGCAAGCCGGGCCAUUUCCAAGACAAAUGCCCGCUCAACCCCACCAUCAAGGAGAUUGACCGCGAAGCCCCUGAGGACGAAGAGCAGUGGGAGGAAGCAGUCACCCACCAGUCGGAUGCGUCCCUGGAGGAAAACGACGAGGCCUAG